Brassica napus (rape) is the source of this 495-nucleotide messenger RNA. RefSeq lists its product as uncharacterized. The coding region runs from base 1 to 495 and encodes 164 amino acids. The record is from RefSeq and is a predicted model, not a curated record. The transcript has a single exon. NCBI's taxonomy places the organism in Eukaryota, Viridiplantae, Streptophyta, Magnoliopsida, Brassicales, Brassicaceae.
AUGGAGAUUAAGGGAGUACAAGAAUUAAUUGAGCAGAAUCCUACAGAUGAGUUAUUGGAGAAGGAGGGGGAGCUACUGAAGGAAUUUGAAAGAGUACUCGAACAUGAAGAACUUAUUUGGUUUCAGAAAUCGCGGGAGAAGUGGGUUGCUCAUGGAGAGAGAAAUACUAAGUUCUUUCAUAUGUCGACAAUUAUACGGAGGAGGCGUAAUAGGGUUGAAGCGUUGAAGAAGGAUGAUAAUCACUGGGUAACAGAUGCCAAUGAAUUGGAGGAGCUUGCAGUAAAUUAUUUCAAGAGAUUAUACUCUCUAGAGGAUGUGGAGACCGAACCAAUAAGAUUAUCAGGGAGGGGUUUUGUGAGGCUGACGAGUCAAGACUAUGAGAUUCUAAACAAAACAUUCUCUGCAGAGGAAGUGGAGAAGGCUGUAAGAGCCAUGGGAAGCUUUAAAGCGCCAGGACUUGACGGGUUUCAGCCUGUCUUCUAUCAAAGGUGCUGA